Messenger RNA from Penicillium subrubescens, 1818 nucleotides. RefSeq lists its product as uncharacterized. The record is from RefSeq and is a predicted model, not a curated record. Lineage: Eukaryota; Fungi; Ascomycota; Eurotiomycetes; Eurotiales; Aspergillaceae. The transcript is spliced from 2 exons. Gene Ontology annotation, molecular function: histone methyltransferase activity; zinc ion binding; protein binding. The coding region runs from base 1 to 1818 and encodes 605 amino acids. Gene Ontology annotation, cellular component: nucleus.
AUGCAGGGGCUCGCUGGGCCCCCGACAUCCGGGUACCCUCCCACACGGGAGGUUAUCGAUCUGACCUUGGACGAUACGGAUGUCAUGGAUCUGGAUGAAGUGAUUCCAUUUCCUGACCCAACGCCUGAACGUUCAAAACAAGAACAGAACGGGCUAUCGCCUCUCGUGAAGAAAGAACCCCAAAGUGAUCGCCGUACAUUCGUCUCGACCUUGGCGCACCGCGCGCAAUCUUUGAGUCCUCAAAAGCAGAAACGGAAUGCUCUUGAGCAAGCAGGAUUCAAUGUCUCUAAAAAUUUGGAUUCAUCCUCGGUGGUCUAUCAUCACAGUCCCUACGAUAGCGGAGACAACGAGCGCUCCUAUCGUGUCGUGUCUACGACGAUCCCCCAGAAACGCAAAAGCCAAAGCACUGAGGCAUCAGACUUGGGCAACAUCACCAAUAAAAAUUCAUCCUUUCGACUGCUUCAACCAAAUGGCGUCGGCUCUUCGGGCGAGGGCCCAUCUAGGCCGUCCGAGAAGGCGCUCGGCAAAAGGCCUAUGGUUGUUCCCCGAACUCCCAGCCUGCAGCCUCAAUUGCCGCCUCAGAAUUCUGUGAGCGUGGUGAUUCCUUCUCCUUCUGCUGCUCAAAAAGAGAAGAUAAAAGCAGCCUUGAAGCCGGAGUUCCUUGGCCUUGACGAACGGUAUUUUCCGGUUGGACAGGAAGAGAAAGCCAAAGCUAAGCGGCGUGCGUACCCAAUGGCGAAGACGACCACUCCCGCUGUCAAUAAGAAGGUGGUUUCAUUCGCUGUUGCAAAGCCUACUGCGAAGGAGCCUGGGCUUAAGAAGCCCAGUGCUUCUCUUUCUCUGCGAAGGAGCGUCUUCUCAAACGCAUCUUUAUCUAAUUCAGUCACUGCUGAGACGGCAACUCAAGCUUCUACCGCGAAGUUUCUGAGGAAGAAGCUUCGCAAGAAGCUGAAGCGCAUCCCUGGCGGUCCUGAGAUGGAGUUCGAUAUUGAUGAUGAGAAGUUGGCCGCCUUGUCCGCCAACUUUUCCUUUGUGGGUGAUUAUCGACUAGGACCCGGUGUGACGCCAGUCGAUAACGCUUUUCUGACCGGCUGCGACUGCGGCAGCGUUUGUGAUCCCAAUUCCUGCCAUUGUCUCAUCCAGGAAGAGGAAUCGGAUAGAUUCAUCGUGGCAUAUGAAAGAUUGCCGUCUGGAAAAGUUGUUGUACGACAGGACUUUCUCAAUCGCAAGGCGAUGAUCUCAGAGUGCAGUGGCCGAUGUCAGUGCGCUAGGAACGACUGCUGGAAUCACGUCGUCCAGCGCGGCCGUCAGAUAUGCCUAGAAGUCUUCGACACGGGCGAGCGAGGACUCGGCCUACGGUGUCCUCAGCCAUUGAUCACGGGGCAAUUCAUUGACUGCUAUUUCGGAGAGGUCAUCACACAGAACGAUGCCGAUGCUCGCGAAUCCGCGAACGAGGGUAAACCCUCAUACCUAUUCAACCUUGACUGGUUGAUUGGCAACGGUCCACACGCCUAUGAGGACGGGUACGUCAUUGAUGGACAGAAGUUCGGCGCGGCAACACGCUUUAUCAAUCAUUCUUGCAAUCCCAAUUGCAAGAUUAUUCCUGUCUCGGUCAACAACCUAUCCGAUGACCGUCUUUACUAUCUGGCGUUUUUCGCCAUCCGUGAUAUCCCUGCCAACACAGAACUCACCUUCGACUACCACCCUAAUUGGGACGGAUCAAAGAAAGUCGAUCCCAACGCAGUCAAGUGUCUCUGCGGCGAGGAGAACUGCCGCGGCCAACUGUGGCCUAAUUCCCGAAAGAAAAAAAGGCAGUAG